Messenger RNA from Scedosporium apiospermum, 759 nucleotides. RefSeq lists its product as uncharacterized. The transcript is spliced from 3 exons. Bases 1 to 759 code for a protein of 252 amino acids. The record is from RefSeq and is a predicted model, not a curated record. NCBI's taxonomy places the organism in Eukaryota, Fungi, Ascomycota, Sordariomycetes, Microascales, Microascaceae. Gene Ontology annotation, molecular function: hydrolase activity.
AUGGCUUCUCAUCCUCCUGCGCAGUGCUGUACCAUUGGCGUCAAGCACAGCGGAGAGCCCGUCGGCCAGCUUAUCAAGGUUGCUGGGAAAUGGGACGCCUAUCUCGCUACUCCCCCGCCCGACAACACCAGGACAGGCAAGGGCAUCCUCUUUUGCCCCGACGUUAUAGGUAUCUGGCAAAAUUCCAAGCUCCUGGCUGAUCAGUUCGCUGCCAACGGCUACCUUACUCUUGUAAUCGACGAGUUCAAUGGCGAUCCUCUGGAUCUGAACCGGCCCGCCGACUUCGAUUUCACAGCUUGGCUCAACCAUGGCUCGGACGGCAAGAACCCACACACGAAGGAAGCUGUGGAUCCUAUCAUCGUCGCCGCGAUCAAGACUUUGAGGGAAGAGUACGGAAUUGAGCGCGUGGGUGCUGUAGGAUAUUGCUUUGGCGCCAAGUACCUUGUUCGUCACUACAAGGACGGAAUCGAUGUUGGCUAUGUUGCCCACCCAACCCUUGUUGAAGAAGAGGAACUCGCGGCCAUCACAGGUCCUCUCUCUAUUGCGGCCGCGGAAACCGAUCCCAUCUUCCCUCCCGAGAAGCGUCACAGGUCGGAGGAGAUUUUGAAGGAGACUGGUCACCCCUACCAGAUCACCCUGUUCUCUGGCGUCGCCCACGGCUUCGCUGUCCGCGGACGGGCCGAUGUCCAGGUGGAAAGAUUCGCCAAGGAACAGGCAUUCCUUCAGGCUGUAACAUGGUUCCACGAAUUUCUUGCCUAA